Symsagittifera roscoffensis is the source of this 722-nucleotide messenger RNA. RefSeq names its product DNA-directed RNA polymerases I, II, and III subunit RPABC1-like. Gene Ontology annotation, molecular function: DNA binding. The record is from RefSeq and is a predicted model, not a curated record. Lineage: Eukaryota; Metazoa; Xenacoelomorpha; Acoela; Convolutidae. Gene Ontology annotation, biological process: DNA-templated transcription. The coding region runs from base 1 to 633 and encodes 210 amino acids. Gene Ontology annotation, cellular component: RNA polymerase II, core complex; RNA polymerase III complex; RNA polymerase I complex. The transcript has a single exon.
AUGGAUGACGAGGCCGAAACGUACAAGUUAUGGCGCAUCCGCAAAACCAUAAUGCAAUUGUGCCAUGACAGAGGGUAUCUUGUCACGCAAGACGAAUUAGACGAAACGCUUGAACAGUUUAUUGAGAAGUUUGGAAAUACACCCAGUCAGCGGAAACCGGCGAGGUCCGAUUUGAUAGUAUUAGUGGCACAUAACGAUGACCCAACAAAUCAAAUGUUUGUAUUUUUCCCGGAAGAAGCUAAAAUUGGUAUCAAAACUAUCAAGCACUACUGUCAAAGAAUGCAAGAGGAGAGUAUUACGCGUGCAGUUAUUGUUGUCCAAGGUGGAAUGACGCCGUCAGCCAAAGCGGCGCUGACAGAUAUGGCGCCUAAAUACACUCUAGAACAGUUUAUGGAGUGCGAGUUACUGAUAAACAUCACGGAACACAUGUUAGUACCCGAGCACGUUCUGAUGACGACAGAAGAAAAGAAGGAGCUACUGACCCGAUAUAAAUUGAAGGACCAUCAGCUUCCCAGGAUUCAAAUGGGAGAUCCUGUUGCGAGGUACUUCGGACUCAAACGCGGUGAUGUUGUGAGAAUCAUUAGGAAGUCAGAAACGGCUGGAAGAUAUGUCACGUAUAGACUCGUUGUUUGAUUGGAAAAUAUAAUAAUGAUUUUUCAUUUUGUAUGUAUAUUACAUCUGAAUUGAUUUUGUUUGUGUUUAUUCAAAUCUUUUGAAACUUU